Molecule: messenger RNA, 3003 nt
Organism: Drosophila ficusphila
Lineage: Eukaryota; Metazoa; Arthropoda; Insecta; Diptera; Drosophilidae
Gene: vimar
Product: rap1 GTPase-GDP dissociation stimulator 1
Exons: 4
Coding region: 103-2007 (634 amino acids)
Biological process (GO): positive regulation of GTPase activity
Cellular component (GO): cytosol
Molecular function (GO): protein binding; guanyl-nucleotide exchange factor activity
Source: RefSeq, a predicted model, not a curated record
UAUAACGUGCCUACAAAAGCGACCGCAGAAUAACAAAAACACAAAAAAACGGUGACUGGAGCGGUAGAAACAGCAGCGGAAUAAUCAACAAAGGCGGCAAACAUGGCGACUGAAAUGGACGAGCUAAUUGAGAAGCUGAAGACGACCAGCGUCAGUCCGGCGAACACGACGAACCUUCUCUGCGAGAUCUCGGCCACCAAGGACCCCAAGCUGUUCGACAAGCACGAGCUGGCGGACUGCUUCCUGGGGCUCACCAAGUGCGAGGACACGAACGUGCGCAAGGAGGCGGCCAAGUGCAUCGCGGAGAUCACCAAGUCGGAGGUGCAGCGCAAGAAGUUCACCACGCGGGCUAUCAUAUCCGCCUUCCUCGAGUGCCUGCGCCAGGUGCCGACGCACGACGGCAGCAUGGAGCUGCCCAUACAGAUAUGCCGGGCUCUGGGGAACAUCUGCUACUUGAACGACGAGGCCAGGGACCUCAUCCUGGAGCUGGAGGGCGAUGCCGUGCUGCUGCGCCUGCUGGACAUCGGCAGCAUCGAGGACGUGGCCAACGCGGCGCAGUUCAUCAAGGUGCGCGGUGGCCUGCUGUCCAACUAUCUGCUCGGCGGCGAGGGACUGGCCAAGCGGGCCAUGGAGCUGGGCGUGAUGAAGAAGCUGCAGGCCAUCAUUGACACCGGCGCCUCCAAUGUGGAACAGCACGAGGACCUGCUGCUGAACACGCUCCCGCUGCUCAGCAUUCUCACCGAGAACGUGGCGGAUCUGAACUUCGACUCCUCCUUGAACAUCAAGCUGUCGCGCAUCCUGGCCGCCUCCACGAACCCCGACCUGGCCGAGAUGUGCCUGGAGCUGCUCCACUACCAGGCGGAGAGCGACGAGGUCAAGCUGAUCCUGGCCAAGGACGGUCUGUGCGAAACCAUCUACAACCUCCUGGAGAAGUACAAGACCCUUGCCAGCACAAGUGAAGCCAGGGCGCUAAUGAAGCUCGCCUGCGAGCUCAUCGUUUUGAUUCUUACGGGUGAUGAAUCGAUGACCUAUCUGUACACCACACCGCUGCUGAAGAACAUGGUCGACUGGCUGGACUCGUCGGACAUCGAUCUGCUGACCACCGGCGUGCUGGCCCUGGGCAACUUUGCGCGCACCGAUAGCCACUGCAUCUACUUUGUGGAGCAGCAGACCAUGAACAAGCUGCUCGAGGUGCUGGCCAAGAACAACGGGGUGAAGGACGACGUGCGUCUGCAGCACGCCCUGCUCUCCGCGCUGCGCAACCUGGUCAUCCCGAAGCCGAACAAGAACGCGGUGAUCCAGGCGGGCCUGGUGCAGACCAUUCUGCCAAUGCUGGAGAUCCACCAGCCACCGGUCGUCUUCAAGCUGCUGGGCACGCUUCGCAUGACGGUCGACGGACAGGAGAAACUCGCUCUGGAGCUGCUGAAGAACAAGACGCUGAUCGAGCAGCUGGUGCACUGGAGCAAAUCGUCUGACUAUGCGGGCGUCACCGGGGAGUCUCUGCGCCUCAUGGCCUGGCUAAUUAAGCACGCCUACCUCAGCAAAAUCGCCUACGCCCUGCCGCGCAAGGGCGACGCACCCGCCGAACAGAUCGCCGACAGGAUUCCGCUCACCCAGGACUACGACCGCAGCAGCCUGAGCGAGUUCCUCGCCAACGAGGGCACCGUGGAGGCCAUGGUCAACAUGCUCACCGCCCAGCACCUGGUGAUGCAGAACGAAGCGCUGAUCGCGCUCUGCAUCCUCUCCGUGGUCUACCUCUCGCAGGCGAGCGAGGCGGCGCAGGCACAGCGCCUGCAGGACGAGCUGGUCAAGUGCGAGGUGGGCAAGAAGCUGGCCGAGCUGAUCAGCAAGUCGUCGGACUCGAUGACCAAGGAGAUUGUCGAGAACCUUGAGAACUGCGUCAACCUCCUCAAGUCUUCCGAACAGCUGGUGGCGCACCUGGAGAAGCACAACAUCAACGAGCUGCUGAAGUCUAUACCCAUUCUCACCGAGUACUGCACCUUGUAAGGGAAACGGGGUCGUGGCAUUGCAUUUAUCCCAGCACCGCAGGAUGCCUCACAGUAGGAUGGGUCGAUUUGAAUACCUUGGGGGGCGAACAAUUAUCUUUGGGCAACGCUCCGCUAUCUCCUUCUAAAUUCUAUUCCACUUUUGGUCGAAAGCGAGAUCGAUUCAUUUUAUUCAAAUCAAUUUUUCAACACAUUGUAUGAGAUUGGAAACUAAUGUUGGACCAUAGUAUCAGCCAGAAUUGCCAAAGAUACAUUUUCGCUUCCAUCGAGCUAAAAUUUCCAAAUGGUCUUCCUAAUUGUCAAAAACUUAAAACUAUUUUGGUUUUUUUGUGUUCCCUUUCCUAUUAAACUUUUAUUCAGUAUUUUCGACGAUUUUAAAUGAACAAUUGUUUAAUUUAAAUUGAACUUCACUUAAAUAGAAAUAAUAUUUUCUUGUUUGUUAAAUCAAAAAAAAACGUGGUUGUGCAGCCUCUGUAAUUCUCAUACAAUUUCGAAUAUUUUUUUAUUAUGAACCCACAAAAAGACAAAAAAAAAAAUGUCAUCGAUUAUUGUUAGGUGGCCACUUGGAUGACUUAGACUCUAAUGCUUCUUGAAAAUCAACCCACCCUAACCCACACACAAACACACUUGAAACCGGAGAAAAUUGUAGUUUUCACCUUAGAGCAACGAUUCAGAAGUAGACUUGACUGUAGUUCGGUAAGACGGAUGAUGAAAGACGAAAGAUGCAGAACUUCAGCACACUUAGAACGCGGAAACGAUAAGAGCGGAAUGUAUUUUUUAGACGCAAGCGUAUUUUGACUGCAUUUAUGAGAAGAAUCCGAUAGAGAGGGGGAAGAAUACAAAUGGUAUAGAUAUUUAUAAUAUACAUAACAUAUACGUAUAAAUAUGAUAAUAUUAAUAAUAAUUUAGCAUAUUAAUCUUUUCUGUUACAUGAUUUUUAAGAGCACAAUAACAAAUCGUGGUGAUAUCGCUAAAUAUAUUUAAUGAGUGUAUUUUA